Molecule: messenger RNA, 720 nt
Organism: Folsomia candida
Lineage: Eukaryota; Metazoa; Arthropoda; Collembola; Entomobryomorpha; Isotomidae
Gene: robl
Product: dynein light chain roadblock-type 2
Exons: 4
Coding region: 158-457 (99 amino acids)
Biological process (GO): microtubule-based movement
Cellular component (GO): centrosome; cytoplasmic dynein complex; cytoplasm
Molecular function (GO): dynein intermediate chain binding
Source: RefSeq, a predicted model, not a curated record
UUGUUCAGAUUCUGAGGUCUGUCAGUCAAUUUUACUUCAACAGUGAAAACAAGAUUUGUAAUUAAAUGAUCCUUCAUUUGUCAAAUGAAUUUUAGUGUUUUGAAUCCUACUCCUAACUGAGGUGACACCAGCCAGCGGGCUACGAAACCAGGCCGAAAUGUCUAAUAACGAAGUGGAAGAAGCCAUCAAGCGGAUAAUGUCCCACAAGGGAGUGGUUGGACUCAUUGUGAUUAACCAUGAAGGUAUUCCGAUCAAGUCAACCUUGGAGAAUUCUUUGAGUGUCCAAUACGCCGCCCAAGUGACUCAGAUGGUUGACAAAACUAGAUCCAUGAUCAAGGAGUUGGACAAUAACAAUGACCUCACAUUUAUCCGACUUCGGACCAAGAAACACGAAGUUCUAGUCUGUCCAGAGAAAGAGUAUUCCAUGAUUGUGAUCCAAAAUCCCAUCGACACUUGAAAUCUCACUCGUUAAUUCUAAUUUGUCGUAUGAAUUAUAGAAAGUCAGCACACGAAAAAUUGCUAACUCGUUGUUUCAUUAAUUUCAAAACUAUAGGCAUCUUAAUUAAUAUUGUACAUAUGCAUGCAACCUAUGUUAUUUCUAUGUAAUAACACUAAAAUAUAUCAAUCAUGUAUGAAGUCCACCCCGCAUUUUAAUAUUAAUUUUGCAAUGAAUGAUCAUAUUUAUUUUAUAACAUAAUAAAUACAAUUACAUUCUUGUUA